Messenger RNA from Tachysurus vachellii, 2698 nucleotides. It is a transcript of the gene foxl1, whose product is annotated as forkhead box L1. Gene Ontology annotation, molecular function: DNA-binding transcription factor activity, RNA polymerase II-specific; RNA polymerase II cis-regulatory region sequence-specific DNA binding. Gene Ontology annotation, biological process: anatomical structure morphogenesis; cell differentiation; regulation of transcription by RNA polymerase II. The coding region runs from base 326 to 1465 and encodes 379 amino acids. Lineage: Eukaryota; Metazoa; Chordata; Actinopteri; Siluriformes; Bagridae. The transcript has a single exon. The record is from RefSeq and is a predicted model, not a curated record.
AAAUGAGGGAAUAAACCGAGCUCACCAUUGGCUGGUGGGUAUAGGACACACGGGAAGAGAGAAGGCAGGCAGAAGGAGACACGGGGCUUUUGGGGCAAUGAAAUUUUAAUUAAUGUGGGUGGGCUGAGAGAAACACAACGAGUGUUUAUCAUAGUCAAUUUAUUUUCCGGCGCUAAGUCAACAUAAAAAAGCAAAACGUGCAACAAUUAUCAUUGCUGACUAGUGUAGGACAGCCAGCCUGACUGACUCUCGGGCUUCUUUGCGACAUCUCUAUGGACCGCAGCUCGAGUAGCUCUAAACCGGUGCGCAUUUAAGAGGACACAACAUGAACUUGUAUCACGGCCGGGUAUCGCAGGGACCCGCGGGUCUCAGCCUUACCAAUUCGUCCCUGAUCUAUCUGUAUGGUGGAGAAGUGGGAGGCGUGAUACCGGCACUUGGACUCGCCUCAGCCCGACAGGAACCUCCACAGAAGCCCCCGUACAGUUACAUCGCUCUCAUCGCCAUGGCCAUCAAGAACGCACCGGGCAAACGCGCAACGCUGAGCGGCAUCUACCAGUUUAUUAUGGACCGCUUUCCGUUUUAUCACGACAACAAACAGGGUUGGCAGAACUCCAUUCGACACAACCUCUCGCUGAAUGACUGCUUCAUUAAAGUGCCCAGGGAGAAAGGGCGCCCGGGAAAAGGCAGCUACUGGACUCUAGACCCAAAGUGCCUGGACAUGUUUGAGAACGGCAACUACAGGAGGAGGAAAAGGAAGUCUAAAAUGCAGGAGCCUAGCGAUGCUAAACCGAGUCACAAACGAAGCCGGGGUCCGACUACUCAGGCUCAGGGAAUCACUAAAGAUUGCGCAGGAACGCAGGAUGUGAAAGAUGGAACCCCUAAUAGUGAAAAGCCACUGACUGAAAUGAUAAUUCAGCACAAAGGCCAAGAACGUCCACUUCGAGGAUAUCUGAGCUUCCCGCCUUCCAGCUCACUGAAACACUGUCGUGGUGUAAAUCCGACCAGUCUGCAUUCCUGCUCCCUAACUGGGGACCAAAGCCCGUCUUCGCCAAAGCCCAAGCAUCAGUCACAACUGCUCUCUCCACAGGUGCGCGAAAUGCAGACUGGGAAUUUGACAAGCGCAGAAAGCACCGAUGGCACUCCGUCUGUGGGUUCCGCGAAACUUCCAAAGGGAGACACCAAAGAUCUAACGGACAGCAAGAAGACUUCAGACAAAUCAAAAGAAUUUAGCAUAGAUAGCAUUUUAGCAAAAAAGGUAAACCGGCUCCAGCGCAGGUGCAGCUGCGGAGGCUCAGAGUCUGCGUGUCUGGAAACGCGUCACCGCGCGCUCGCGUCAGUGCUUCUUCCGGGUGCGCAAGCGCCGCAUCCCUAUCCGAGAGCCUACCCGCUGUGCUCCUAUAUUUCCCUGGCGUGGCCCGAAACUCUACUUCAGUACUGCGAGAAGAGUGGUGAGAAAUUAGUCUGAGAUAGGACAGAUAUCGACAAGGGACCGCUUAGUGAGAAAGCAAACUCAAAUCUGUAGCAGUUCUUAACUCCAAAAGCAGUGAAUCAGUGCAGUGCAGAGUCGACUCCUAGAGUUCUCACGCACCUGAUCCAGAAAACUGCUGAAGAAGCUCUGAUAGCCUAUGUGGAUGUGUUUAAAUAACUGGAGGUGAUGAAAAUCACUAGCAUCGAAUGAAAUCUGUUGUUAGGAAGCCUUAGUGUGCUGGCUUAGUGUGCUAACUCAUAAAGUAGAACAUUUGCUUCAAUUAACACAGGUAAUGAGCCUGAGACUUAGACAUUCACACUUGUGAAUUAAGAUCUACAGUGUUUAAUUAACUUCUACACUCAUCUGGGACCAAGCGGAUUAUUUUCCAAUAACUGAAUGUUAGUGGUUGUUCUGAUGGGUUUUAUAGCUCUUAUACCACAGCGGUAAAUUACAAUUUGGCAAGUAUUUAUAACUGAUUAAGAAAUGACACAUCGUAUAAACCUUUUAAAGUUAUAUGCAAUCAUAUGGAACAUUGUUCCUGUUAUCAUCAAUGUUCCACCAGCUGUAGUUACUCCCUCACUAGCCUCUAUUUUCUCUCUUUUGAAAACAACAACAUGCAGAAAUGAAGCAGGGUUAUCAAAAAACCAGAAAUAAUUUUCCAUGGCCUUCUGAUCAAUCAGAAUUAAAAACCAGGCAGCGCUGUGGCAUAAGACACAAAAACUCUUUAGGUCUUAUUUCGAUAGCUUAGUUCAAUAACUGCCAUAAAUACUACUACUACUACUACUACUAAUAAUAAUAAUAAUAAUGAUAAUAAUUAUUAUCAUUAUUAUUAUUAUUAUUGUUGUUGUUGUUGUUGUUGUUGUUGUUUUUUUUUUUGUUGUUGUUUGACACAACCUGGGUGGCCCACUUCAAAGGUUCACAUAAGGUUGACAGUAGUUAUCUCGGCUGAUGGAUUACCCCUCAUGGAUGUUGCUGUUUAAAUAUAAAUGUUUAUUUGAGCUUUAUUUGAUUUUAUUAUGCUCCUUUCAGUGCUUGUAAAGUUAAUACAAGAUAAAUUGUAUUGUGUAUGUUGCUUUUCUUUGCUCCUUAAGUACUUCAUGGAUGCAAAUAGUUGGGAACAUUUCUGAUGAAAAACAUAACAGGAGUGAAUGAGUGACAUGUUUGUGGAACAAAAUCCGAGACACAAUAAAUAACACUUAUUGUAUAAAUAAAAUAUUUUUUACACAACAA